This is a messenger RNA of Impatiens glandulifera, 916 nucleotides long. RefSeq names its product lysine-rich arabinogalactan protein 18-like. NCBI's taxonomy places the organism in Eukaryota, Viridiplantae, Streptophyta, Magnoliopsida, Ericales, Balsaminaceae. The record is from RefSeq and is a predicted model, not a curated record. Gene Ontology annotation, cellular component: plasma membrane. The transcript is spliced from 2 exons. Bases 80 to 730 code for a protein of 216 amino acids.
UCUGGCCUACUCUUCAUUCUUCAUCCUCCCCAAUUCUCUCUUCUCAUUUCUCAUUUCAAUCACGGCCGCCGGCAUAGCUAUGGAUUGCACCAAGAUAUGCAUAGCAUUUGCAUUCUUAUGCAUUUUCAUUACAGUCGGAGCUCAGUCACCUUCCGCAGCUCCGACCACUACACCGGCAGCCGUUGCUCCAAUCAAAUCAAAAUACCCAGCACCAGUUGUACCUGUUCCUACAUCAGCACCAGUAACACCACCACCGACAGUUAUUGUUACUGUCCCGGCAGCAGCUCCAACGACACCUGUCGUUCCGGCGGCAGCUCCAACUACAACUGUCAUUCCGGUGCCAGUAUCACCGCCGGCCAAGACACCAGUAAGCUCUCCACCGGCUCCAGUUCCGGUCAUCUCUCCUCCUACACCGGUUCCAGUUAGCUCUCCUCCAGCUCCAGCUCCGGUAGCUGAGACUCCUUCUAUAAUUCCUCCAGUUUCCGAACCACCGACGGCUUCAGUACCUGCGCCGGCACCGAGCAAGAAGAAUGGGAAGAAGAAACACAGUGCUUCUCCGGCACCGACUCCGGCAUCACUCGGCCCACCGGCACCACCGAGUGAAGCACCUGGGCCAAGUAUGGAUGCAUCUUCGCCGGCUCCUAAUGUAGCAGAUGAUCAGAGUGGAGCAGAAGCUGUCGGUCAGAUGGUCGGAAGCUUAUUAUUUGGAUGCAUUCUCUUCAUGCUCUAAAAAUAAGUUAAAAUAAAUUACUCCAUUUUCACUUCUUUUUUUUUUUUUUAAUUCGUUUGGUUGAACUAUCAGUUAUUUUUUUUUUAAAAUUUGAUUUUUCUGUUGAGACUUCAUUCAUUGUUUGGAUUAUAUAUAUGUGUAUUGGAUUAUUGUAGUAAGGUUUACACUUGUGGAGCAUUAUGUUUA